Messenger RNA from Cladophialophora psammophila CBS 110553, 969 nucleotides. RefSeq lists its product as uncharacterized. The record is from RefSeq and is a predicted model, not a curated record. Lineage: Eukaryota; Fungi; Ascomycota; Eurotiomycetes; Chaetothyriales; Herpotrichiellaceae. The transcript is spliced from 3 exons. Gene Ontology annotation, molecular function: oxidoreductase activity, acting on the CH-OH group of donors, NAD or NADP as acceptor. Bases 1 to 969 code for a protein of 322 amino acids.
AUGGCCGUUGCCCCACCAAAAGUCUACCCAGACAUUUACUCGUUCUUAGCACCAGAGAACUUCAAAGAUGUACACGCGGGAAAGCUUGUGCUCAUCACUGGAGCCGGAGGAGACAUUGCGCAGCAGAUCGCAAAACAUUUUGCCCUGGCAGGUGCUACUCUCGCGGUGACGGAUAUUUCGCUCGAGAAGCUGGACUCCACGGUUGAACUAUGCCGAGAACGAGGAGCAGAAGUGGCUCCGUUUGCGUGUGACAUAAGCAAAGAAAGCGGGGUGCAAGGAUUAAUCAAGGCCGUGCAGGGCCAGCUCGGAGAUAUCGAUAUCCUCGUCAAUGCUGCCGGUGUCUGCACUUCCAAACCCAUUUUCCUUGAUUCAUUCGCUUCCAUCUGGCGAGAGGUCGAGAUCAAUCUCGGAGGAGUGCUUCUUACGACGCUUAACGUCCUUCCCAGCAUGAAGGCUCGCGGCCGUGGCUGCAUCAUCAAUCUUGCGUCGCGUGCUGGGACCGUGACCGUGCCUUACCUUGCUGGCUACUCGAUUUCCAAGGCAGGCGUGAUCAAGGCAACUGAGAAUCUCCAGAAAGAUCUCGACGCGGACGGCCUGGGGGACAACAUCCAACUGUAUUGCUGUCAUCCAGGUGCCGUUUUGACCAGGUUAUCCAAACGUCCCAUGGAUCCGGUGGUCGUGGAGGCGUAUCCCCGGCUGGCAGCAGGCCGACCAAAAUGGCUCCAGAACUACCGAACGGCUGUAGAUCUGUGCGCGGCAGCCUGUGUUUUUGUGGCGACGGGGAGAGUGAAAGACGCCUUGAGGGGCAGAUACAUUGAUUGCGAGCAUGACUUGGAAGCGUUUCUUAGCCCUGAAGCUGCAAAGGAGAUCACGGAGAACGACCUGCACGUCCUCAAGGUGGACUUCUUAGGGGGCCUACCUAACGACGGAGGUACAUCUGCAGGUUCAUUCCGUCUGGAUAGUGAUUAA